Messenger RNA from Leptonychotes weddellii (Weddell seal), 3150 nucleotides. It is a transcript of the gene ZNF235, whose product is annotated as zinc finger protein 235. Gene Ontology annotation, biological process: regulation of transcription by RNA polymerase II. Lineage: Eukaryota; Metazoa; Chordata; Mammalia; Carnivora; Phocidae. Gene Ontology annotation, molecular function: RNA polymerase II cis-regulatory region sequence-specific DNA binding; DNA-binding transcription factor activity. The record is from RefSeq and is a predicted model, not a curated record.
CAGGAGCUGGGUACAGUCGGAGGGUCGGCGGCACUUCCGCUCCGGGAAGGCGAGGUCGGGGCCGAGAUUGCUGGCCGUGAGUUUUGCCUUUCCAGAGCUCUGCCUCUCCCCAGAAGGAAAAGAAGAAAAAUGACCAAGUUCCAGGAGACGGUGACGUUCAAGGACGUGGCCGUGGUCUUCAGUGAGGAGGAGCUGGGGCUGCUGGAUUCCACCCAGAGGAAGCUGUACCGGGACGUGAUGCUGGAGAACUUCAGGAACCUCGUCUCUGUGGGGCAUUCAUCCUCCAAACCAGAUAUGAUAUCCCAGUUGGAGAGAGAGGAAAAGCUUUGCAUGAAGGAGAUCCACACUGAAAGAGGAGGCAGGAAUCAAAAUGAGGUGGAGACUCUUCAUGAAGCAGGAAUAAGGUGCCUUUCAUUGGGAGAGCUUUCAUGUUGGCAAAUCAAGAGACAUGUUGUGAGCAAAUUAAACAAAAAUCACGACUCUGUGAUAAAUAUUCAAGGAAAGAGUUCUCAGUUCCCCGACCAGUGUGAGUCCCCCUGUCAAGUGGGAGCAGGAAUAUGUAUUCAGGCUUCUGUGGAGGACAGCUGUAUCAUGAAUCUUCUAGAGGAUCAUUCCAAGAUUAUUGAAAAGCAAGAAUUUCUGGCUGGAAGAGCUCAUAAUUCUUGGAGUAAAAUAUAUCUCAGUGAAACACAGAAUUAUCAGAGAAGUUGUAAGACUCAGAUGAAAAGCCAGUUAUGUAUAUUUGCUCCAUACGUUAACAUUUUCAGUUGUAUUUCACACCACCAUGAUGACGGUACAGUGCACAAAAGAGACAAAGCUCACAGUAGUGACUGUGGUAAGGUGUCCCCUCUUAUCCAGCAGACCUACCACUGUAGUGAAUGUGAGAAAGCAUUCAGUGAUGGCCCCAGUCUUGAACUUCAUCAACAGGUACACUCGGGAAAGAAGUCCCCCGCUUACAGUGCACAUGAGAAGGACACCAGUUAUAGCCCAGCUGUUCCCAUUCAGCAAAGUGUUUACACAGGAAAGAAACGCUAUUGGUGUCAUGAGUGUGGGAAGGGUUUCAGCCAGAGCUCAAACCUGCAAACUCACCAGAGAGUCCACACAGGGGAGAAGCCCUAUUCAUGCCUUGAGUGUGGUAAGAGCUUUAACCAGACCUCACAUCUUUAUGCCCAUUUGCCUGUCCACACAGGAGAGAAACCCUACCGAUGUGAAAGUUGUGGGAAGGGCUUCAGUCGUAGCACUGAUCUGAAUAUUCAUUGCAGAGUUCACACUGGAGAGAAACCUUACAAAUGUGAGGUGUGCGGGAAGGGCUUCACUCAGAGAUCACAUCUUCAGGCCCACGAGAGAAUCCACACUGGAGAGAAACCAUACAAAUGUGGAGAUUGUGGUAAACGCUUUAGUUGUAGCUCAAAUCUUCAUACCCAUCAGAGAGUCCACACUGAAGAGAAACCAUACAAGUGUGAUGAGUGUGGGAAGUGCUUCAGUUUGAGCUUUAACCUUCACAGCCACCAACGAGUCCACACUGGGGAGAAACCGUAUAAGUGUGAAGAGUGUGGGAAGGGUUUUAGUUCAGCCUCAAGUUUUCAGAGCCAUCAGAGAGUUCACACAGGAGAGAAACCAUUUCGCUGCAAUGUGUGUGGUAAAGGCUUCAGUCAGAGUUCGUAUUUUCAAGCCCACCAGAGGGUCCACACUGGAGAAAAACCAUACAAAUGUGAGGUGUGUGGGAAGCGCUUCAAUUGGAGCUUGAAUCUUCACAAUCAUCAGAGGGUCCACACAGGAGAGAAACCUUAUAAAUGUGAAGAGUGUGGGAAGGGCUUCAGUCAGGCCUCAAAUCUUCAAGCUCAUCAGAGUGUCCACACCGGGGAGAAGCCAUUCAAGUGUGAAGCGUGUCAGAAGCGAUUCAGCCAGGCCUCACAUCUUCAAGCCCAUCAGAGAGUCCACACCGGAGAGAAACCAUAUAAAUGUGAUACAUGUGGUAAGGCCUUCAGCCAGAGGUCAAAUCUUCAAGUUCAUCAGAUAAUUCACACUGGAGAGAAACCAUUUAAAUGUGAGGAAUGUGGGAAAGAAUUUAGUUGGAGUGCUGGGCUCAGUGCUCAUCAGAGAGUUCACACAGGAGAGAAACCCUAUACAUGUCAGCAGUGUGGUAAAGGCUUCAGUCAGGCCUCGCAUUUUCACACACAUCAGAGGGUCCACACUGGGGAAAGGCCAUACAUAUGUGAUGUCUGUUGUAAAGGCUUCAGCCAGAGAUCACAUCUUGUAUACCAUCAGAGAGUCCACACUGGAGGAAAUCUGUAGACAUGUGAGGUGUGGUGUAGCCUUCAGUUAAAGUUCACAUCCUCCGCUCUACUGGAAAAUCGAUGGUGGGAAUUGUGGAAAGUUCCUUCAGAACUCAGAAGCCUCAAGGAAUCUUCACAUGCAAGUAAGCUCUGUAAAGUGCUGUUUUAAGGACUCAGUUGGGAGAUAAAUUCUUUACAAACAUCAGAUUUCACAGAGAGAAAACCUAUAAAUACAGUCAGUGUUUGAGUUCUGAAUGUCCCAAUCUUCAGGAUGCAACGCAAAAGAAUUUCAAAAUUCAUCUGAGUCUACCCAGGAAAGAGGCCUUAUAAAUGAAGAUUAGGGGCAGAACUUUAAUGAAAGUAUCAUAAGGGACAAGUAAAAUUAACGGCAAUGGCAAUGUAACCUCCAUGUAGGGAAGGAUGUUUUUCACUGCUUUAUCUCUACCGUGUAGAAGUGUGCUUGGCUCCUAAUAGAUGCCCAGCAAUUACUGAACAAGGAGAAAAUCUAUCAUUAGGACAAGUAUUUGAAAAUUGUACUCCCCUACCCAGAUUUCAUAAUAACAUACUCAAAAGGAAUCCUGCAAGUAGCCUUAAUGAGAUUUCAGGACAAGUACAGAAAAUCAUGUCAUGCCAUCUGCAGUAAUGCAAAUUUGGAUGCAAUUUGUGAAUGGCCGCCAUCCUCCAUCCGGCCCUGGUUCUUUGUAGUAUGUCAGCCCUUGUGUACAGUGUAAUAUUUAGUAUCAUUAGUUUGUAUUUUAUAGACUGAAAAUACUGUUUUUAACUAAUAACAUACUAUAAUUUAUAUGCCUGGAAAUUUUGGACCCUAAUUCAUUAAGGUAGGAUUUCACUGUUACUCUUUGAAAGUGUUAAAAGU